AUGAUGGAAAAGGUUUUAAAGUUUUAAGUAGUCACAAAAGGAGAGAAAGUAAAUACCAUACAACCAUUGCUACCAACAAUUAAUUUCAAUUUCUCUGAAAAAUAAAAUAAUUACACAGAAAUUUUAGAUCAUUAAUAUAUUGGGAAUCGAUAUUGUGGAACUUAUCGUAGUAAUAGUUAGAAAAGAAAUCAGAUAAAAUCUAUAAGAAGAUCAAAAGGUGUAGGUUAUUCAUAGUUGAUUGAUAAUUAUAAAAAUACUAGUAGAUAAUCUUAGGAGAAUCCCUUUUAGACAGAAUUACUAAUAAAAUAAUUUUAAAAUAGUAGAACAAAAGAAUAGUCUACAGAGAGAUAGAGUACAUUGACAGAUUGUCCAUAACUUAAAUUUCAUACUAUAGAGGCUAUGACUAAAAAUAUAAGAUAUAAGUCAUAACCUAAGAAAACAGAGUAUAAUGAGACAGACAUUAAAAUUACUCCUUAUGUACAUUAGAAUAAAAGAUAUUAAUGUAUUGAUUAUUACUACAUUGUUUGA
Messenger RNA from Paramecium primaurelia, 528 nucleotides. Lineage: Eukaryota; Ciliophora; Oligohymenophorea; Peniculida; Parameciidae. The record is from the annotation of a GenBank genome assembly.